Messenger RNA from Topomyia yanbarensis, 1961 nucleotides. RefSeq names its product dolichyldiphosphatase 1-like. Gene Ontology annotation, molecular function: sphingosine-1-phosphate phosphatase activity. Bases 199 to 936 code for a protein of 245 amino acids. The transcript is spliced from 4 exons. The record is from RefSeq and is a predicted model, not a curated record. Lineage: Eukaryota; Metazoa; Arthropoda; Insecta; Diptera; Culicidae.
UUCAUUGAAUUUGCCAUCAGAAAAGUGACAACACAGCUUAUUUGCUGGAUGCGCCACAGUAGCCCCACCACGACCCCCGUUCUAUCCAACCAGUCCAAAAAGGAUUCAGACAAAAACGUUCUGCCCUUGUAAAGGAUUCCUUCGCAUCAUUAACAUAGGCAAAUGUCAAAACAAAAAUAAAGACAAACUAUUGGGAAAAUGUCGUCACCGGACACGGAAUCGACUCUGAAUGCCGCAGCAUACAAUAUUGCCAAUUGGCAGCCUAUAACGCUUACACUAGUGGAAUAUCCUAAAGAUGAUCUGCUGGGUAAGCUUCUUGCGUGGAUCAGUUUGGCACCGUUAGGUAUCGGUGCCGGUUUCGUGGCACUAAUAUUGUUCCGAAGAGAUUUGCAUACCAUCGUAUUCUUUGUGGGUACUCUAUUUAAUGAGGGAAUCAAUAUAUUUUUAAAACAUUGGAUUAGGGAACCUAGACCGGUGAAUCGAUCACAGAUCUGGACUGAGUACGGAAUGCCUUCUAGUCAUUCGCAGUGCAUGUGUUUUUUCGCGCAAUACGUACUGCUUUUCAUUUUUAUAAGACUGCAUCAUAUGAAUAACAACAAUGCACGAGCAGAACGCUUAGUACGAAUUCUGGUCCUAGUAAUGUGCUGGGUGGUCACCAUCCUCGUCUGUUUUGGCAGAAUCUAUCUGCAGUAUCACAGCCUGAGUCAAGUGCUGGUCGGUGCUUUUGUUGGCAUCUUCAUUGGAACAUUCUGGUUCUUUUUAACACAUUAUGUCCUGACGCCUUAUUUCCCGAUGGUGGUCUCGUGGCGAGUGUCGGAAUUGUUUCUUCUACGGGACACUACGCUAAUUCCAAAUAUUCUUUGGUUCGAGUACACUGUCACGCGACAAGAGGCUAGGGCUCGGGCCCGUAAAUUGGUCAGUAUGAAAUCCCAGUGACGUUUUUGGUCACCGUUAUCGGACUGCUUCUAUACUCGACGAUACGUUAAAUAGUAGUGAUAGUGGCACGGUUUGGCCAGACUCAACAGCAACUACAACAACAACCUUUCAAUGAAAAGCAUCGCACUUCCGAGUGCAGGAGUAAGUUUAUCAUUCUCACAUGCAUCUUGUAGUUGGAAAGAGAGAAACAAACGCACAGAAAUAAUACCUUAGGUAAAAAACUGUAAAAUUUAAACAGCAUACACAAAGUCCCGAAACCUUUAAUUUCAAUUUUCUUUGUUUGAUUAGUUUUAGUAACUUUUAUUUUUGAAGGGUUUCGGUGUUGUAUAACUGUUCUCCGAAUAGACUUUUUUUUCGGCGACUUCAUAAGCUGUGUUUUCAACCCGUCAACCAGAAACUAAUUCAAAUACUGGUUAAAUUGUAAUUUAUUAAUUGUAAUUUAUAAAAUACAUACGAAAUCAUUUUCGUAAAAUACUGGUACAAUAACACAUAAAAAUGUCAAAUUACUUGAUUUAAGUCUAAUAAAAUCCCUAAAUAUGCCGUGCUUAUAAAAUAUUUGUACUUGUUUUGCCUUCGGAGAACUGUUGUGCAGCUGGUUUUGAUAAAUGUUUCAUUUAUAUAAACUAAACACACAUUCCUUAAGGCAAGUUAUUGGCCAGUAGAACCUUAGUCUGUUGCAUCUCAAUUUGUGCGGAUAGCUCCCCGGUAACUUUCGUGAUAGAAAACAGUAGUUAAACGGUACAAUCAGGCUUUUUUAAUUGGAAUAAUCUGUGCAACAGUGCGUGAAAUUGCUGCAAUUCUUGGACAAAAGAAGAAACAUCGAUACUAAGCAAACCAGAAGUAGCGAACGAUGUAGAACAAUAUACGGUUUUUCUCAGCGAUGAACUUUUAUCGCCAACGGAAGGUAAUCAUUAAAUUUUGGCGAUGAUUUUUUUGCUCUCAACAAACGAAAAACGUUGCGUAAUAAUUGUAACAGUUAUUGACUGUAGGUGUAAUCCUUGAGGGAUUAAAUAAACGUAAUAUAA